This is a messenger RNA of Cooperia oncophora, 1299 nucleotides long. NCBI's taxonomy places the organism in Eukaryota, Metazoa, Nematoda, Chromadorea, Rhabditida, Trichostrongylidae. The record is from the annotation of a GenBank genome assembly.
AUGUUGUUCAUUCUGUCAGUUCAGCUACUGAUAAUGAUCAAGUGUAUGUUGUCAAAUGUUAGGUCCUUUGUUAAAAAUAGUGACGCUGUCAUUUCACUGUUAAUACGUGAGAGCUAUGAUUUGGUUUUUCUCUCGGAAUCUUGGUUAACUCCUAAUAUUGAAGUAUCUAGUUUGCUAGGUGUUGCUAACUCUCAGUACACUCAUCUCAGAUGUGAUCGUGCCAGAAGAAAAGGAGGGGGUGUCCUGAUUCUCAUUAGAAACGCUAUACCUCACAAUAUUGUGUUUAGUGAAUCAGUACCCGAAGCUUAUGAGAUUAUUGUUAUUGAUGCAUACCUUAACCUUACCACUGUCAGAUUCGUGUUAAUCUACAGGACUCCAUCUUGUAAUGCCCUCAAGACCAAUUUACUUCUUAAAGCUAUAAGUGACUUCAGUUCUCAUGAUGGAGCAACUCUCGUACUAGGUGACUUUAACAUGGCUGAUGCUAGCGUGUAUCAAAGUGAUGCAGGUAACUCUGUUUCUAAGGAGUUUGUCCAGACGCUGUACUCUCAUGAGUUUGUCCAACUAGUACAUACCCCUACCCGAGGCAGCUCCAUCCUUGACUUGGUCUUCUGCAAUCGCCGUUUCCUAGUCUCAGGAGUCAAUGUUCUACCACCCAUUGGUACCAGAUUUCUACUUAACAUUUAUAAACCUGACCCACAAGUCGCACUGGUUAGGGACUUCUCUCGAGUGGAUUGGCGGGCUGUCGGAGAUUACCUCGGAGGCGUCGACUGGAUUGGUUCCUUUGGUAGCGUUUGCUCAGUUAAUGAUAAGUACGAGUUAUUCCUGUCUAUUUUGAAUGAUGUCAUCAACACUUUUGUCCCACUUUGUAAUGUCAAGCGGGGGUACAGAUCCCUUCCCGGAUAUUUAGAUCGAAUGAUUACUCGUUGCGCAGAUCUCUGGGAUUUAGCGGUCAAAGAAAACACAGAAACCUGCUGGACUUCUUACAAACAGUUUACUCGAAAGCUGGAUAAGGCCCUUGCGAAAUACUAUGCAAGCGUUGAGAAUAAAAUAAUCGCUUCAAAGGUUCCCUCCAAACUCUAUAAUUAUAUAAAUUCACGAUUAAAAGCUAGGAACAAGUUACCUGCGCUGGUAGUUGAUGAGUCCCACCUCGCGAUCAGUGAUAAAGAUAAAGCUGAGCUAUUGGCCGAGAAGUUUCAACUAGCAUUUUUCAAACCAUUGCGAACAAUCCAUGGGAGACCUCACGCCACUUUGUCCUGCCAUGGAACAAACAGUUUGGUUUCAUCGGGAGGAGAUAUAUGA